CAGCCACGCGCUCUCUGUUCCCACCCACGUGGCCAGAAGCCAAGGGCAGGGCGAGGGGAACGUGGUACGAGCAGGAUGAACUAAAUUUGUAUUAGAGAAAAAAGAAGAAGAAGAAAAAAAAAAGAAGCGGGGGCAGUCCAGAGGAAAAAAACUUCCGAAGAAGUACUGAGCGCCAACGGAGACAGAUCGGCUGCACCCCUGCCCAGCCCUGCGCUGCCAACAGCUUCCAGGAUGAGUUUCCUACUCUUUGCGGUCACAGCCCUCCAUGUUCUUAUCCUCAUCUUACUCUUCGUAGCCACCUUGGACAAGUCAUGGUGGGUUCUGCCUAACAGAGAAACAGUGAACAUCUGGAAUGAAUGUCUGAUGGAUAACCAGCACCAGAACUGGACUUGUCACCCGGUGUCUGACAGUAAAUGGCUUCAUGGAGUCCAGGCAUUCAUGGUUUUAAGCCUUCUCUUCUCCAGUUUAGCUUUCAUUAUUUUCAUGUGGCAGCUCUACACGAUGAAGCGGGGAAGCCUGUUUUACGCCACAGGGAUUUUCCAGAUAUUGACUGCUGUUUCUGUGUUCACAGCUGCCUUGAUCUACACUAUUCAUGUGGACACGUUCCAGCAGGGUCGAAUGCCCGGCGGCUCUUACGGUCACUGUUUUGUCCUAGCCUGGCUUGCUUUUCCCUUGGCCCUUGUUAGUGGGAUUGUUUACAUCCACCUUCGGAAAAAAGAGUGACUUACAACGAGGGAACUUCUCCGUUCACCUUGGAAGGAGACUUGUGCUCCUUUCAAUUCAGCUAUGCAUUCAUUCUUCACAGUUUUUGAAAGCACUCAUGGCACGAAAUUCUAUGCAAUGGGUAACUUGAUCCGUGGGGGUUCUUGCAUUAUAAGCACACGGUUUUCUUUUGCAUACAAGUAGUUCUCGACUUAUGACCACAAUUGAGCCCCAAAUUUCUGUUGCCAAGCAAGACCAUUUUUAAAGUGAGUAGGUACCCCGUUUUAUGACCUUUUUGCUACAGCUGUUAAGCGAAUCACAGCAGCUGUUAAGUGAACCAUGUGGUCGUUAAAGGAAUCCAGCUUUCCCCAUUGGCUUAGUUUUCCAGACGUCAGCUGUGAAGCAUCCGAAUUUUGAUCACAUGACUAUGGGGAUGCUGCAGUGGUCAUUAAACAUGAAAACUAUUUUUCAGUGCUGUUGUAACUUCAAACAUGUCAGUAAAGGAAGGGUUGUAAGUCAAGGACUACCUGUAUUUAUAUAGAUCUCCCAUGAUAUGGGAAAUUAAAGUUGUGCCAUCAUACACUGGGCAUUUCUUUAGUCCAACAGGUUACCAUGAAUUGAUAUCAUGUCAUAUCAUUUUGCCAGCAAAAUAUUCAUGAAUAUUUUGCUGGCAAAAUGAUAUGACAUCAUGCCAUUCUAUCAGCCCAUUCUCUUAAUAUCUGGAGAAAUGUUUGCUUCUUGUUUUUGUAAUUAUGUACAUGUAGAUUAUAGCCACUUUUUACUUUUGCAAAUGAGGGAACAAUAUAUUCCUCCUGUAGUAUUCUUUUAAAAAAAAUGAAUAAUCUUCCUUUUUGAUAAACUGAAGUAUGGCAGACAAUUCCCCGACCUUUUUUUAAAAAAUAGAAACCAGUUUUAUUUGAAAUAUGUAUUUUAAUGGGAAAAACAUGGCAUUGGUAGUAUAGAUAUAAAAUAUAUUUCUUUUUUAAAGUUUUUGCAAAUGGAAGGCAAAUUGAAACAUCAUGUAAGAGGAUCCUCGUGGGGGGUUUAAAAAAGAUUUUAAAAUGGAGUUUAAAUAAGAAUCUGCUUCAUAACAUGUUGGUUUUAUUGCAGAUUUUUCUGUCUUUUCUCACUUGCCUCUUGGGACCUAAAAUACAGCUUGGAUAAAAUACCUAUUAAAUUGCAGUUGAGAAAAUCAUUGAACUUUUAAAAGUUGAAAGAAGAGGCCACGGGACUCUGUGCUUGUUCCAAUUUUUUAAAAAUAAUCUUUUAAAAAGUGUCUUCUUAUUAUUGUAACGGUAGGAGCAUUUGUGAGGGAGGUCAAAAAAGUCAAGAUGGCGGCCAUAACUAUGCAACUGAUACCGCCUUUUGUAUGCAACACAUAUAGAAAAUUAGGGAGCUUCAGUUAUGCACUUGUUUUGUACAGCCAUUUCUAUUUUUUUUACCUCUAUUCCCACAUAUUAGCUUCAUCCUAUCUUUAGAAUGCUUCCCCUCCAGAAUAUUCUACAUAGGAAAAGUACAUUGGGAAAAUAAUUACUUUUAAAUAGAUUUGUGGGAUAAAAAGUUUAGUUGGUGGGAUAUUGGUUGUUCUGUAUCUAAGAUCUAUGUUACUAUUCCUUAACCUUCAGAUUUCUUUAUAGUAUAUAGGCAUCAUUUGGCAAGCAAAACUGGGACUGUCAACUGAGUCAUUAAGCAAAAUAGUCGCUAAUUGAAAAUCACAACUGCUUGUGAUCUCCCCUUUACAGACCUAUAAAGGUCAUAAAUAUGAAAAUUGACUGCAGUUACUUCUUCAUCACCAUCAGAACUGUGAAUGGUCACUAAAUGAGGGAGUCACUAAACAAGGACUAACUUUCAGUAACUUCAUUCAGUGAGUUACAAUUAAUUGUAACUCCCUGCUCAGUGGGUGUACAGUGGCAACAGUAUUUGUUCCCACUCGUACUUAAAUAUUUCAAGUUUUUCUAGCUUUUUCCAAAUGUAUCUCCCUUUAUUUUCAACCUACUGGCUGAAAAUUAUAGGGACUGUAAGAUGCAUAUCCAAAAAUCUGCAGUUUAAGGAAUGUUCAAAUAUUAUGCAUGUGUACCAUCUUUCUUCAACAGGUUUGCUCCUCCUUCAAAUUGAUUGCUAGCCAUAAAAUUGAUGCUUUACAAAUGUCCCCUUUUGUCUUCUUCCAAUGGCUUUUGAUAUUUUAUAUGUAUUUUAGAAAUUAAAAAAGCAACAAAAAGACUUGACGGAGCUGUUGUUUUCCUUCUUUGGGGUGGCAAAUACUUUGUACUCCAAUUCUCCUAACUUUCACAAGGGAAGCUCGUAUUUAGAGACCGUGAAAGAUUAUGAUUUGGAUAGCUCUUCUUUAGCUGACACAAUGCGACUAUCAACUCCUGUUGCUAAGUAAUGUGGUCACUAAGCAUAAAAUCAUGCGACCACAAUGGACUUAUGAUAUGACUUGUACUUGGUUGGUAAGUACAGGUAAACCACAAUGGCUGUAAAGUAAGGUGUCACAUGUCUGUGGUUUCCGUGUCCUCCAUUAGUUGUGAAGAAUGUGAAUAGCGCUCAUUCGACUCCGAUACUGCAGCAUAAGCCAUGUGCAUUGGUUGUGAAGUGCCUGAACGGUGAUCAUGUGAUUGGGAUGCUGGGAUGGUUGUGCCACAGAAUUUGUGUCAGCAGUCUUUUUUAGAAAAAUAACUCUAGCUUUGACACUGCAUGAGUUAGUAAGUGAGGACCAUCUGUAGCAGAUUGCAACUUAAAUAUUAUCCACACAGCUAUGUCAGGGUCAGCCACAGUUCCACACUGCAGUUGUUCAUUCACUGCCUUACCAUCUAAUUGGGAAAACUACAGGUAGUCCCUGACAUGCAACCACAAUUGAGCCCAAACUUUCUGUUGUAAAGUGAAAUAUUGGUUAACUGAGUUUUGACCUAUUUCAUCAUCAAAAUUCAGAUGAUUGGCAACUGACCCAUGUUU
Molecule: messenger RNA, 3654 nt
Organism: Thamnophis elegans (Western terrestrial garter snake)
Lineage: Eukaryota; Metazoa; Chordata; Lepidosauria; Squamata; Natricidae
Gene: EMP3
Product: epithelial membrane protein 3
Exons: 5
Coding region: 232-723 (163 amino acids)
Cellular component (GO): plasma membrane
Source: RefSeq, a predicted model, not a curated record